CGGCUUGGCUUAUGGGUUGUCCUCUCGCUCGGCUGGAGCAAAGGAAACACACAAAGCAGAGAGACGAUGGAUGAAGGUGGAGAUGAAGGCAGCAGCGUCCCCACGGUGGGAUGCUCUGCGUCGGAUGUGGAUACGAUCGAGGCAACAAGGGAUGUGGACACGCUGCCGAGGCAAGAGCUGCUCACGGUGUUCAGCUUCUUCCAUGGCAUCAUGACACGUCACGCUGCGGAAACGUUACUGCUGCACGGUGGUCCUGGGAUGUACUUGUUGCGGGAGAUCCCUUCAGAGGAAGGCGAACGCACAGGCACUCUCUGCCUCUCCGUUCGCAACCUUCACGCUGUCUCGCACUUCCUAGUAUCGUGGAAUGGCAAGGAAUUUCAGAUCGGUCCAUCUGUGUACUCGAGUGUACAGACAUUCGCAGACUUUUUCGCAUGUCCAGGCUUCUUUGACGGCAACGGCAACAAAAUCACGCUCGGCUCACCGUAUCCGCGAGAGGUGUACGAGAAGCAUUUAUACGACAAGGUUCAAACCCAGAUGGAGUGGGGCAGCGGGGUGGAGAGCUCCAGGAGACGGAAGAAGAAGAAGAAACCACAGGACGAGCGCUGCCGCAGCAUGCAGAUCCUUCGCGCCUCCACGGAAUCGAAGGAAGGAUACUUGACCAAACUUGGCAAAGUGCGAAAGACAUGGAAGGUGCGAUGGUUUUCUGUGACAAAGAACGAAUUCCGUUACUACAACCAACGCGGGGACUCGCAACCGAUCCGGGUGCUGGACCUGUGUGAAUGCAAACGCGUGGAGAGGACAGAAGUGCCGGGAAAGUUUCACGCAUUCUGUGUUGAGAUGCCGACACGCGAGUUUCUGAUGUAUGCGGCGACGGAGGACGAGGCCGACGCCUGGGUCGCGGUCCUGCAGGCAAAGCUGGAGGCUGUCCAGUCGUUAACAUCAUAAUGCCAACAGCACCGCCCGCUACUGAUGCCCACGUUACAUGCACGUGUUACACCAUCGCUUCCUGUUCCCUCUCCCCAUGUCCUCAAUCACCACCACUAUCAUCAUCAUCAUCAUCAUCAU
This is a messenger RNA of Salpingoeca rosetta, 1065 nucleotides long. RefSeq lists its product as uncharacterized. Bases 67 to 945 code for a protein of 292 amino acids. NCBI's taxonomy places the organism in Eukaryota, Choanoflagellata, Craspedida, Salpingoecidae. The transcript has 10 exons. The record is from RefSeq and is a predicted model, not a curated record.